Messenger RNA from Harpia harpyja (harpy eagle), 3371 nucleotides. RefSeq names its product tubulin tyrosine ligase 3-like. Bases 309 to 3356 code for a protein of 1015 amino acids. NCBI's taxonomy places the organism in Eukaryota, Metazoa, Chordata, Aves, Accipitriformes, Accipitridae. The record is from RefSeq and is a predicted model, not a curated record. Gene Ontology annotation, cellular component: cilium; Arp2/3 protein complex; actin cytoskeleton. The transcript is spliced from 16 exons. Gene Ontology annotation, molecular function: protein-glycine ligase activity, initiating. Gene Ontology annotation, biological process: cilium assembly; cilium movement; protein polyglycylation.
UCCGGCCCGCUCUCCAUCGCCCUUCCCUAAUAUGGAAGUGAUGACAGGAGCGUACCAAGCACGGCGGGGUGCCGGGGGGACCGUGCGAGAUCUCGCCGCCGCCGCGGGCCGCCGCCGCCCCACGCGCUCUCCACCGCCGUCGUCUCCUCGCUCUGUGCCGCGGCGAGCCUUCGCCGCCGUCGCCUGAGCCCUCGGCUCGAGGCAGGAGCCUCCCAUCUCCCCCCUCCCGCUGCAGUGGGAGGUCCCACGCAUCCCGGAAGAGAGGACCGGCCACUUCCGCCUGCCGGGACCAGACUGUAGCCGCCACCAUGACCGCCACGCUGCGCCCGUACCUGAACGCGGUGCGCGCCACGCUGCAGGCCGCGCUGUGCCUGGAGAACUUCUCCUCGCAGGUGGUGGAGCGGCACAACAAGCCCGAGGUGGAAGUCAGGAGCAGCAAAGAGCUGCUGUUGCAGCCCGUGAUCAUCAGCAGGAACGAGAAGGAGAAGGUCCUCAUCGAGGGCUCCAUUAACUCUGUGCGCGUCAGCAUCGCGGUGAAGCAGGCUGAUGAAAUUGAGAAGAUUUUGUGCCACAAAUUCAUGCGCUUCAUGAUGAUGAGGGCCGAGAACUUCUUCAUCCUGCGCAGGAAGCCUGUGGAGGGCUACGACAUCAGCUUCUUGAUCACAAACUUCCACACGGAGCAGAUGUACAAGCACAAGCUGGUGGACUUUGUUAUCCACUUCAUGGAGGAGAUCGACAAGGAGAUCAGUGAGAUGAAGCUCUCUGUCAAUGCCAGGGCCCGCAUCGUGGCAGAGGAGUUCCUCAAGAACACGUGGGGCCGGCGGGGCUCAGCCCGGGCUGUCCUCGCAGGGCAGGCAGCACCCGCCACCACCGGCCACCGCAGCUGCCACCACCUCUCGCUCAACCCUGAGCGGCUCAAGAGGGCCAGGCUGCAUGUGGAGAGGGCCAUCAAGGAGAAGAAGAUCUUCACAGUGCAGGGCCCCUACCCCGUCAUCCGCCGCCUGCUGCGGGCCCGGGGUUGGGUGGAGAAGAAGUUCCCCUGCACGGGCAGGGAGGGAGGUGAUGGUGCUGAGCAGGGGGGGGCAGUGCUGGACACCCAGCUGGGGUCAGCAUGCUGUGGGGCUCAGCCUUCCCUGGGGACCCCAGAGCCCCUGGGCUCCCCACGGCCACCCGAGGAGGAGGAGGAGGAGGAGGAAGAGCCGUGGGAUGAGGACCCCGAUGGCAUCCAUGACCUCAUGUCCCGCCUGGUGCGGGACCAGGUGCCGUACUUCAUCUGGACGAACCGCCAUGGUGCCAUCGACUGCCGGCUGCUGCGGCAGGACCAGGUGGUGAACCACUAUGCCCGGGUGGGUGCCUUCACCACCAAGGAGGGGCUGUGCCUCAACCUCCGAAACCUGCCCUGGUUCGACCAAGCUGACCCCGAUGCCUUCUUCCCCCGGUGCUACCGGCUGGGGGCCGCGGAUGAGCGGCAAGCCUUCAUCGAGGAUUUCCACCUGACGGCAGCUCGCAGUCUGCUUAAAGUGGCCCUGGAGAGGGCUGGGGACACGCCAGCAGGGACAGAGCAGCCCCCAAAAUCCAGCAAGGGGCCAGCAGGGCCAGGGUCCCCCCUGUCCCCCCAGCUGGUGGAGGAGGCCCUGCAGGUCUGUAGGCAGCACCUGGGCAGCCUGGGGCACCAGGACAUCGAUGGGGACCCCCCGUCCCCCUGCAUGACGGGUGCCAGCUGGGACCGCUUCCGACAGGACUACUACCGUGUGGUGCACAUGGUGGGGCUGGUGCUGAGCCCCCCGCAUCCCCUCGCAGUGAGGGGGUCCGGUUUAGUGCUGAGCGGGGCACAGCAGGAGCAGUCCCGGGCCCUGCUGUGGCACCUGGGGGGGCGGCUGCCCCAGCUCGGCAUGGAGGGCGACCGCAAUGUCUGGAUCCUCAAGCCCGGCGCCAAAUCCCGCGGCAGGGGCAUCGUCUGCAUGGCACGGCUGGAGGAGGUGCUGCGGCUGGCAGGGGUCUGCACGGCACCCUCGGCAGAGGUGGGCAAGUGGGUGGUGCAAAAGUACGUGGAGCGGCCGCUGCUCAUCUUUGGCACCAAAUUUGAUGUCCGGCAAUGGUUCCUGGUGACCGACUGGAACCCGCUGACCGUCUGGUUUUACCGCGAGAGCUACCUGCGCUUCUGCUCCCGGCCCUUCUCCCUGCGCCGCCUGGACCCCGCCCGGCACCUCUGCAACGUCUCCAUCCAGAAGCAGUACAGGCCGGCGCGGAGCUGGCACCCCCGGCUGCCCCUGGACCAGACCUGGUCCUGCCGACAGCUCCAGGCGUACCUGGCACAGGUGGGGCAGGCGGACGCCUGGCACCAGGUGAUGGUUCCUGGCAUGAAGGCGGCGGUGGUGGGCGCCCUGCGCAGUGCCCAGGACCUGGUGGGGUCCCGCAAGGGCAGCUUCGAGCUCUACGGGGCUGACUUUGUUUUUGGAGAGGAUUGCCAGCCCUGGCUGCUGGAGAUCAAUGCCAGCCCCACCAUGGCCCCCUCCUCGGCGGUGACCAGCCGGCUGUGUGCCGAUGUCCAGCGGGACACCCUGCGUGUGGUAAUCGACCGCAGGGAUGACCCCACCUGCCCCACUGGCGCCUUCGAGCUCAUCUACAAGGAGGCGGCCGUGCCCGUGCCUCUGUAUGUGGGGCUGAAGCUGAUGGUGGAAGGCUGCUCCCUGAGGAAGCCCCAGCCGGCACAGCACCGAUCCCGGGGCAAGCCCCCCACUGCUGCGCCCUGUGCCCCCCAGCCCCCUGUGCACCCCAGCCCCUGGCGUAGAGCCACCCGAGUCCCCCAGCCAGGGGCAGGGUGGGGGGAGCCGGCUCCUCUGGAGCAAUGGAGCCAUCGCUGUCCCCCCGGCUCUGUUCCCCCAGCACCACUGCAGCCCCCGGGCUGCUAUGCCGGGAGCCGGGGGCUGCCACAGCUCAGCCGCCUGCUCAGGCAGCCCCAGCCAGCUCUGCCCCAGCUUAGCAUCCGUCCCCUGGGCAGGGCACCCGUCCCACCACCCUGGGGAGCCCCCGGCAGCCCCUGGGGACCCACAGGCUGGCCCCCCUCCUCCCCUCCUGCCAGGGUGCUGCGCCCACCCGGACUGGCACCCUGCGCCUGGACCCUGUGCCCCUGCCCGGGGCAGCCAAGCCCUGCUGUGGGGAGGAGGCACACGGCAGCUCCCCGGGGCGGGCAGAAGAGCUGUGACACUGAAGGACACCCAGGAGGGGACAGCACCCUGCCCCAUCCAGCCGGGGCAACACGGCGGCACCCAGCUCCCCCUCACCCCAGCCAGACCCCAGCGCUGGGUGGGGGCACCCAGCCCACCCCCCGCAGGGGCUGCAAAACACGUCUGUGACAGGGAGCCUGCCUC